CUCCCUCAUGAGCUGAGGUUUCUGAUGCCAAAAACAAACAUCAUGGAUGGUGAGGCAGGAAAGUAUGACCUAAGAACCAUCACUCAGUUCAUAAGACAGGAAACCAAGCCAGUUCCCUUUGGAGAGUAUGGGGAUUCAGAUGGCUGGAACGGGAUCUCUGUGUCUGCACACUACCUAACUGACUGCCUACUGCAUGAGUACAAACACCAGGAGGGUGCUAUCACAAAGCUUCUUCAGGGCACCUUUGGACAGGCUUUCCGCUCAGACCACACACGGAAAGUUGCUAGGAAGGUCACCUUUUCAUCUGGGACCAUGUCAUCAUAUGCAGUCAUGAAUGAGAACUGGAUGAUCCUUUCAUGGGUGAUGGUGCAGUCUGAGACAGAAAAGUCACUGAAGCCCAUGUAUGAAGGUGUAGCACACCGCUACAACACUGCAGGCAUAGAGAAGGCACACUACCAGCGGGUAGACAGGGAUUGCUGCGCAGCAUUUAAGGUUGCAGAAUCUUACACAGGAGAGCACAUGAACUGGGAUGCUUGGACAACUACUAAUGGCAUUGUUGCUGAUGCCACUACUGGUGACCUGCUGAACACCUGUGCAUCAAGAUCCCACUACAAUAAAAACAUAAUUAUCAAGCUGGACUUGUUCCACUGUUUGAGAUGGUUCCUCCGUGAGUGUGUGUCAGAGCAUCAUCCCCUGUACAGUUCCUUUGCUCAGUUCCUGUCGGCAGCCUUUUCAGUGGUGGAUCAGGAAGACCUGCAGAGGCUUAAAGAGGCAAAUGCCUUCUGUGGCAUUCAGCCUGCCAACCCAACAAAGGCACACAUUUAUGAGCACUGCAGGACCAGAAUUCCACAGCCGGAGGAGCUCGCCAAGAGAGUCAAGGGAGUUUUCCAGCACUUUUACCUCGCAACUGAUCAAAACGGCGUUCCUCUCUUCAAGCCCUCUAUGCUGAAGACAUUCAGCGCAUACACAUCUUGCGCGGGUGCCUGA
Molecule: messenger RNA, 987 nt
Organism: Perca fluviatilis (European perch)
Lineage: Eukaryota; Metazoa; Chordata; Actinopteri; Perciformes; Percidae
Exons: 3
Coding region: 25-987 (320 amino acids)
Source: RefSeq, a predicted model, not a curated record